GUAAGCGUACAACGACUGGAUGAAGCUGCUUCCAUGCCUAAUCAUCUUCCUCUACAUCUGCGAUUAUUGCUUGUCGCAUGUGCGGUGCAGUUUUGAUGAUGAAGCUUCGAGAGAGAGACCUGUCGCGACGAUGACGCACUUCGGUCGGCUUGUCAGGGUCGCGGACGAAUUUCCGCGCCUACAGACGCGGCGAAACUUUUGACUGACAACACCACGCGCACACACUUGAUACUGAGAAGCUCAUCCUACUACUACCCAGACCACGACCAAAGUAGCAAAAUGGCGGCAGCAGUACUCGCAGGCAGCACAGGCCUCGUCGGCUCCAACAUCCUCUCCACGCUCCUCGCGCACCCCUCCUUCUCCGCCAUCCACGCCUACACGCGCCGCGACCUCCCCAACCCGGCAGGCUCCACAAAGCUACAACCCAUAACCAGCCCCGAGUCCUCCACAUGGCCCGCGCAAUUCCCCUCGUCCUCGCACCCACGCGUCUUCUUCAGCGCCCUAGGCACAACGCGCGCCCAAGUUGGCGGCUUCGAAGCUCAACGCAAGAUUGAUUACGACCUCAACCUCUCUCUCGCCAAGACAGCGAAAGAAGCCGGCGUAGACACCUACGUCCUCAUCUCCACCAACGGCGCAAAUCCCACGGCCUACUUUGCCUACCCGAAGAUGAAGGGCGAGUUGGAGGAAGCGGUCAAGGGGCUGGGGUUUAAGCAUACGGUCAUUGUAAGGCCGGGCUUGAUUGUGGGGGAGAGGAGUGACUCGAGGCCUGCUGAGGCGGCGCUCAGGACGCUGGCGAAGGGGUUGAGGGGUCUCACGCCGAAGAUGACGGAUUGGUGGGCGCAGGAUGCGGCCAUGAUUGCGAGGGCCGCGGUUGAGGCGGGGGUGAGGUGUUUGGACGGGAAGAGGGACGGGGGGAUAUGGUUGCUGGAAAUGAAAGAUAUUGUUGAGUUGGGGAGGGAGUAGGUGGUAAAUGGGCAUGGGCAUGGGCAUGGAGAUGGGCAUGGAGAUGUUUUUGUAUGAUACCCUUUAUGCAGUCUUUAUCUAGGUAAGCUUCUGUCGCAUCUUCAGUAUCAGGUCUCAAUUUCUUGACAUCAAUACGAUGCCGCACAUGGCAGACUAAGAAGAUCGGUGACCCUGCACUACGAGAUGCUCAUGGUCAGUCUUUAGUGUAGACAAUAGGCCAUGUCAACAGAGAGCUUAUAUCACAACGUCCCCUUUCCA
Messenger RNA from Alternaria rosae, 1221 nucleotides. RefSeq names its product NAD dependent epimerase/dehydratase family protein-like protein. The coding region runs from base 280 to 963 and encodes 227 amino acids. Gene Ontology annotation, cellular component: cytoplasm. Gene Ontology annotation, biological process: import into nucleus. The transcript has 2 exons. The record is from RefSeq and is a predicted model, not a curated record. Lineage: Eukaryota; Fungi; Ascomycota; Dothideomycetes; Pleosporales; Pleosporaceae.